AUGGUCGAAAUUGAUGCAGAUUCAUCAGCAAAGGGGGAGGAAGCCCCGUUCGACCUCUCCCUCGUCUUCUCACGGCACGUCGCACGCCGCGAGCACCCAAAGACCUUGUGUCCGUCGGAGAUAGCACGCUCCCUGUCACGCGCAGACCUCGCCAGAUUAGGAGUUUCGGAAUGGCGCGACCUCAUGCCCCGCCUGCGCGAGAUGGCGUUCGAGGCUCGCGACAAGGGAGAGAUCCAAGUCCUACAGAAAGGCGAAGUCGUACCUCCUGACCUGGGGAUGGACAAGGUCAAAGGACCAAUCAGGAUCAGAAAGGCGGUAUUACACCGUUAA
Molecule: messenger RNA, 330 nt
Organism: Exophiala spinifera
Lineage: Eukaryota; Fungi; Ascomycota; Eurotiomycetes; Chaetothyriales; Herpotrichiellaceae
Exons: 1
Coding region: 1-330 (109 amino acids)
Source: RefSeq, a predicted model, not a curated record